Molecule: messenger RNA, 1774 nt
Organism: Salvia miltiorrhiza (redroot sage)
Lineage: Eukaryota; Viridiplantae; Streptophyta; Magnoliopsida; Lamiales; Lamiaceae
Exons: 15
Coding region: 138-1469 (443 amino acids)
Biological process (GO): transmembrane transport
Molecular function (GO): transmembrane transporter activity
Source: RefSeq, a predicted model, not a curated record
AUAAUAAAGAGGAGCUUGUAGACACUAUAUAUACACACACCUCUGCAAGCUUCAAUAUUAGAGAGCUGAGAACUUCUUCUUCUCUUCACUACUUCAUUUUUCUCCCCCCCUCUCUCUCUCUCUCACACACACACACAAUGGAGAAGGUGUUAGGGCUGAGCCACCUCUUCAUGACGGUGUUCCUCUACUGCUUCGCCAACUUCAUGGUGGGUCCGGCCAUCACCGACGUCACCAUGGCGGCGCUUUGCCCCGGAAAAGACGAAUGCUCCUUGGCCAUAUAUCUCACCGGAGCUCAACAGGCGGUGACUGGAUUGGGAUCACUCAUGAUAAUGCCUUUGGUUGGGAAUCUUUCCGACAUUUAUGGAAGAAAAGUGAUGCUCACAGUUCCCAUGACUCUCUCCAUUUUCCCUCUAUUGAUACUGGCGUACAGCAGGACAAGAUAUUACUUCUACGCUUAUUAUGUGCUGAAAACUCUGUUUUCAAUGGCCACUGAAGGCAGCGUCCAGUUUCUUGCUCUUGCAUAUGUGGCGGAUAAUGUUUCAGAGAGCAGAAGGGCUGCAGUUUUCGGCGUCAUGUCCGGCUUCGCUUCUUCUUCCUUCGUCUUUGGAAAUUUCUCCACCCGAUUUCUCUCCACUUCAGCCGUUUUUCAAGUUGCUGCUGCAAUGUCCGUGGUGGCCUUGGUCUACAUGAGAAUCUUCCUUCAAGAGUCCGUCGCCAACCACGCCGCUUCUUGCAAGACUUCAGAAACCGAUUGCCUUCUCGAGAAAUCUCCCUCCAAAAACUGGAAACUUUUCAAGACUCUGCCCUCUCUCAAUGAAUCCAUUUCCUUGUUGAAAACUAGCCCCACUUUUUCCAAAGCAGCUAUGGUUGCAUUCUUCAUCAAUGUUGCAGAUGUUGGCCUCUUUGCUUCUUUGACGUAUUACUUGAAGGCUCAAUUCCACUUCAACAAAGAUCAGUUCGCUGAUCUUAUGAUUAUAGCUGGAGUUGCAGGUGUAGUAUCACAGCUCAUCAUCAUGCCUGUACUAACUCCCCUCAUGGGAGAAGAAAGGAUGCUUUCUGUUGGACUGUUUUUCGCCUGCGCUCACAUUGUGCUUUACAGCGUGGCUUGGGCACCAUGGGUACCUUAUGCUGCAGCAAUGUUAUCAGUUGUGGCUACUUUUGCCCUUCCAUGUCUACGUAGUAUUGCAUCCAAACAAACUGGACCGAGUGAACAGGGGAAGGUUCAAGGGUGCAUAACAGGCAUCUGCUCCUUCGCCAACAUCAUCUCACCUCUUGUUUUCAGCCCUUUAACAGCUCUGUUUUUAUCAGAUAAUGCGCCGUUUCACUUCCCUGGAUUCAGCAUUAUGUGCUCUGGCUUAGUUGCUAUGAUUGCGUUCGUGUAUAGCACCACGAUAAGGCCACCUCCGACACCUUCCAAGAGCUGCAGCAGCGAUUUUUGCAGCUCUAGCACCGUGGACCCUUUAGUUUGAUACAGUGAUCAGGAUUUAGCUAAUGAUUUACAUUUUUUAGGAGGCAUGUUGAAGGAGGCAGCCUGCUUCGAAUAGCAAGGGUAUUCAUCAUUCAUGUAUUAAUUUAUAAGCCUAUAUGUAUUGUUUGCAUGUAUUUUCUUUAAUUCUUGAAUUAGCAUAUGGAAAUGUAGGAAUUGUGUAAAGGCAGUGGAAGAAAUUGGCUAUUGUAAAUGAGACUAGAGCUGAAAAAUUCCCAUGCAUGUAUAUAUUAUGGAGUAUAUACGGAUGUGCCGUGGUUGCCCUCACAAUAUACUUUACUUAUCUAA